Plectropomus leopardus (leopard coralgrouper) is the source of this 8429-nucleotide messenger RNA. RefSeq names its product ubiquitin-protein ligase E3A. The record is from RefSeq and is a predicted model, not a curated record. Gene Ontology annotation, biological process: ubiquitin-dependent protein catabolic process; protein polyubiquitination. Gene Ontology annotation, molecular function: ubiquitin protein ligase activity. NCBI's taxonomy places the organism in Eukaryota, Metazoa, Chordata, Actinopteri, Perciformes, Serranidae.
UGGUGAAGUCAAGAUGGCGGUGAACCCCAGGCAGCGGAAAGAGCCUGCUGUAGGAAGGCCGUGAAUGAAGUUUUUAACACAAAAUCCGUCUUCGCUGCCCGUUUAGACCCAACCCAGCGUGCUGUUGAAGUUGUACUCAACCUGCGGAGGACUUGAUACAUUCACAGACAGCAACAGGAUAACAAACAACUGAGGAUAAAGUCUCGUAUGAAUUCCGACGAGAAGGAGGACUGUGAGUGUGCGCCACCACAGGCCGAGACUAGCCCCGCAGAAGGACCAUACAGAGAAUACGAGGAGCCUGAAAUAGAAAACCCAGAAGCAAGCCGAAUGAAGCGAGCAGCUGCCAAGCAUCUAAUAGAGCGCUAUUACCACCAGUUAACGGAGGGCUGUGGGAAUGAGUCAUGCUCCAACUCAUGGUGUGCCUCGUCACUGGGCUUCAACCGCAUGGAUAACAACGCAGCAGCGGUCAAAGCCCUGGAACUCUACAAGGUCAACGCUAAGCUAUGUGACCCCCACCCCUCGAAGAAAGGCACGGCCUCAGCCUACCUGGAGAGCAGCGCUCACAGCAACUCGGCCUGCAGCAACAGGAAGUUGAACCACAAAGAUGUCCACUCUGUACGAGAUAAUUUCAAAGAUGUAAAUUACCUGACAGAGGAGAAGGUGUAUGAGAUCUUGGACAUCUGUGGGGAGAAAGAAGAUUACUCGCCUCUGAUCAGAGUAAUAGGUCGGGUGUUUUCCAGUGCUGAGGGCCUGGUGCAGAGCUUUCGGAGGUCAAAACCUCACACUAAAGAGGAGCUCAAGUCCCUCCAAGGCAAGGAUGAGGACAAGGAUGAGGAUGAGAAAGAGGCAGCUGCCUGCUCUGCUACAGCUAUGGAGGAGGACUCCCCCGCCUCCUCGUCAUCAUCGAGGCUCGGAGAGGGCUCCUCAGGGGAAAACGAUGUCCAAAAGCUGGCCCCUGAUGAGGUGUCGGUGGACAUCGAAGCCGUGCGGCGGGUCUACGAGCGCUUGCUGUCCAAUGAGAAGAUAGAAGCAGCCUUCCUGAAUGCACUGGUCUACCUCUCACCCAACGUAGAGUGCGAUCUGACGUACCACAACGUGUAUUCACGAGAUCCAAACUACCUGAACCUGUUUGUUAUAGUGAUGGAAAACAGCAACCUCCACAGUCCAGAGUACCUGGAGAUCGCCCUCCCACAGUUCUGCAAGGCCAUGAGUAAACUCCCGCUGGCAGCUCAGGCCAAGCUUGCACGCUUAUGGUCGCACUACAGCGCCGAGCAGAUCCGGCGUAUGGUGGAGACCUUCCAGCAGCUCAUUACCUACAAGGUGAUCAGUAACGAGUUCAACAGCCGCAACCUGGUCAACGACGAUGACGCAGUGGUGGCGGCCACCAAGUGCUUGAAGAUCGUCUACUAUGCAAACGUGCUGGGCGGCGACCUCGACAUGGAGCACAACGAGGAAGAGGACGAGGAGCCCAUCCCGGAGUCUAGCGAGCUCACCCUGCAGGAGCUGCUGGGUGAGGAGCGGCGGAACAAGAAGGGCCCGCGGGUGGACCCGCUGGAGACGGAGUUGGGGAUCCGCACCAAUGAUUGCCGACGGCCGCUUAUCGCCUUUGAGGAGUUUGUCAAUGAGCCUCUGAACGAGGUGCUGGAGAUGGACAAGGACUACACUUUCUUUAAGGUUGAGACUGAAAACAAGUUCUCCUUUAUGACAUGCCCCUUCAUCCUCAACGCCGUCACCAAGAACCUGGGCCUGUACUACGACAACCGCAUCCGCAUGUACAGUGAGCGGCGUAUAACUGUGCUCUACAGUUUGGUGCAGGGUCAGCAGCUCAAUCCCUACCUGAGGCUCAAAGUGCGGCGAGACCACAUCAUCGACGAUGCUCUGGUCCGGCUGGAAAUGAUAGCAAUGGAAAAUCCUGCAGACUUGAAGAAGCAGCUCUAUGUGGAGUUUGAAGGAGAACAAGGUGUAGAUGAAGGAGGUGUUUCCAAAGAGUUCUUCCAGCUGGUGGUGGAGGAGAUCUUCAACCCAGAUAUUGGCAUGUUCACAUACGACGAGGGCACCAAACUGUUUUGGUUCAACCCGUCGUCAUUCGAAAAUGAGGGCCAGUACACUCUGAUCGGCAUCGUUCUGGGUCUGGCCAUCUAUAACAACUGUAUCCUGGACGUCCACUUCCCCAUGGUGGUCUACAGGAAGCUCAUGGGCAAGAAAGGAACGUUCAGGGACUUAGCUGAUGCCAACCCGGUUCUAUAUCAGAGUCUGAAGGAGCUGCUGGAGUACGAGGGCAGUGUGGAGGAGGACAUGAUGAUCACUUUCCAGAUCUCCCAGACAGACCUGUUUGGGAACCCGCUCAUGUAUGAUUUAAGGGAAAAUGGGGACAAGAUUCCAGUCACAAAUGAAAACAGAAAGGAGUUUGUUGCGCAGUAUGCAGAGUACAUGCUGAACAAAAGUGUGGAGAAGCAGUUCAAAGCUUUCAGGAGAGGCUUCCACAUGGUCACCAACGAGUCUCCGCUCAAAUACCUGUUCAGACCAGAGGAGAUCGAGCUCCUCAUCUGUGGAAGCAGGAACCUGGACUUCCUAGCACUUGAAGAAACAACAGAAUAUGAUGGAGGUUACAACAGAGAUUCACGAAUCAUAAAGGAGUUUUGGGAGACAUUGCACUCAUUUGGUGAGGAGCAGAAGCGCCUCUUCCUGCAGUUCACCACCGGCACUGACAGAGCACCUGUGGGUGGGCUGGGCAAGCUCAAGAUGAUCAUUGCCAAGAACGGCCCUGACACUGACAGGUUACCGACGUCUCACACUUGCUUUAACGUGCUGCUGCUGCCCGAAUACAGCAGCAAGGAGAAGCUGAGGGAGAGACUGCUGAAAGCCAUCACCUAUGCCAAAGGGUUUGGCAUGCUCUGAGCCCCUGCUCCAAACACACAGCGAAACGGACUCCUUCUCAGAAAGCCCAUCAAACCCUGCCCUUCCUUUAUCAGACACAAUCGAAAGGUGACAAAAGAACAGAGUAUGUUUGAGGAAAAGUCAAUAAUGAAAGAGGAGAGAUGGUUCCGAUAGAGCGCUCCAGUAGAUCUUUACUGUGCCUGCAUCAUCCCGCAUCAGUCAGUGUAAGCACAGAGACCUCCUGAUCAAAGUACCCACCCCCACAUCCACAGUAUGUGAAUGUGCAGCAGCAUCCCCGUCUUUUUCUUUUCUAUGUACAGAGAGGAUCAUUUUCCUUAUUAUUUAUUUUAAGGUUCAAAUGGGUUAUUUUUCAUGCCUGCCUGUUGUGAUAGCUUCCCUACGUGGGGAAAGGGGAGGGUUAAUAUUAAAAAAUGUAAAUUUGGGACAAUGCAUUAACAUUAUAAACCCCAUUUAACUGAACAAAGCUGUUAAAGUAUAGACUCUUGUUCACAGACCGCUGACAGAGCAAAUCUAGUUUUAGAGUAGUUUUAUGACAAAAUCUUGUAUUCCCCACAGAAGAACGACCAUUCCACUCAAAGCAAUCGGUUAUUGUUGUUUCUACCGAGUCCAUUUUUGAUCAAGGUAAGCAUUUAGACUGUCAUUUGGUCCAAAAUGGCACAUUACAAAAUAGCUGUUUUUUUUGUUUUUGGGCCUCUUUUCCUUUCUCGGGGGUGGGGUGGGGGGCACCGCAGGUUAGACUAAAAUCUUGUCAGAGCUGUGUAAGUGCACUUAGACAUUUUCAGAAUGUUUGUUUUUUGGCCACAGGUUGCCAUGAUUGUUUGAAGCAUUUUAUUUCCAUGUCUUCCUGUGUUGACGAUUCUAAAUAAAAACAGUAUUUAUAUAUCAGUGCGGUUGGAGCUGCGAUACCGUAUUGUGCACGUUUCGGAGGAUGUACACAUGUAGACCAGUCACUGAUGAUGUUCUCAGAUACAGACAUAGAGCUCUUCUUGUGCCAACCUAUACAGUCAGUUGAUAGGUGCAAACCCAGUAAGCACUUUGUGUUGUCGGAUUCUUGCUUAACUCUCACACUGGAGAGUCUCCGUUCAUCUGGACUUGUAGAGACAAGAAGGCUGGCAAAGCUUUGGUACCUUGUGAUCUUAAGUGUGAUCUUUAGUCUCUGGCUGUGGUUACACCUGUCAUUUUGAUAUAAAAUGACACAUGACCUGAUGGGUUUAAGUGUUUGAAUUCGUAAUGCCAUGCCAGUCCCCAGCGUGGACAGGCAGUGAUCAGACACUGUGGAAGUGAGGACAGUAAAUCCUGGAGCCAUUGAAUCUCACAUAAGUCCCUAUAGGUUCUUACCUUGUUGUUGGACCCACAAUAGAAAAUAAUGUCAGUGUACAUUUGCGGUGCAAUCUGACUUUAAAGGGAUAGUUCAGAAUUUUAGAGGUGGAGUUGUAUGUGGUAGACAGUAUAUUGCAUACAGUAGAUGUGAGUCUGCACGCCCCCCAGUUUGGAGAAGCAGGCUGGAGUCCGACACGAAAGCUCAGCGAUGUACUGCUGUGGAUGGGGGACAGCAACAAAACAUAUUUAAGCCACCUAAAAAAGUCCCAAAAUACAUUUUGUCGCUGACCCCCACCUGCAGCAGUACAGUCAAAGCUUCCAUGUCAGACUCCAGCCUGCUUCUCCAAACCGACUGACAUUUACUGUAUGUAGCACUCCGUGUAUGGAUAAGUACCCCGAAUAACCCCAUUUAAUAAAACCUGAACUAUCCCUUUUACUGUAAUCUUGUUCGCACCCAGUUGAGCAAAGACUGGCAGCAAGUAGAAACAAUUAACCUGGCUUUGUAAAACCAACAAAUCCACCUUCUCUAUAGCUCUAACAUUGUAUCUUUUUGUUAAACAUAUGUAGCGUUGCGAGGCUAACUGUGUUCUCCUGCUUUCGGUCUUUGUUCUAAGCUGGGCUGAACAUGUCCCGGACCUACGCGCCUCUGUACUGACCUGAUACUGACCGUGUUCUCUGACUCUGGAGGAGACGGUACUGUGUGCUCACGUCACUGUGAUCAGAUUUAUAUUUGGAUCUGUCACAUUCAGUGCAAACAGGUGUAACCACUGUCUACGAGAAGGCGAACAGGAAGUGUUGUUAUAGCACUUUUUCAACGUUAAUUGGAAUAUCAACUGUGAAAUCAUCCUCCCACAGCACAGGCUGAUCUUUUUUUUUUGUUCAGUUGAAUAGGCUGUAUCUGUAAAGAACUUGUCUGCAUGAUGUUCUUGCACACAGACUUUAUACUUUGACACUGUCAGCAGAAUGCAUUAAGGCAAGCAGCAUCAGAACUUAAACCCAUCUACAGUUUAACCAAAUUAUUUAAACCACUUAUUUGAAAGUGAAAAUAAAAAGGACAUGCUUGAAAUGUCACUUUGGCAGUUUGUUGCACUGUGCACAUCCAGUAACUAUGGUAAGUGUGGUACACAUACUACCAGUGCUUUUAUACACACACACACGCAUAACACCAAGGGAUGGGACUACACACAAUUUUAUUGCAGAUUGCGAUUAAAUAAAAUGAGUUGAUCAUGAUGAAUUUCCAUUAUUGAGAUAAUCAUGAACACUGUGUCACAAAGAGACUGCUGGGUAACCAAAAAUAAAGAACAAAGUCAGGCUUCAUACACUCCAACAUAAAAAAGUAUCGGCAUAUUUCAGUAUAGUAUUCAUAUUUAAAGAUAUGACGCUGUUUCAAAAAGCCAAGCUUUUAAAUAUUAUUUUGUUUGUUUUUCAAUCUUGUCUGAUAUGAAAUUAAACUCUGUUUCUCAAAUAAUGUGAGGUGAAGGAUUCCAGUAUCUUUUAGUGCCAUUUUAUAAGGUUUUAGGCAUAUUUUGAUGAUAAUUGAGAUAAUAUUAUGAACUGCAAUAAUUUUAGCCAGGAUAAUCAUGAUUCAAAAUUUUCAUUAUGUCCCAUGCCUAAUUUGCAAACUAUGCACUGUGUUUAAGAGAUUUAAAUUAUUUCUACCAUCCCAUGCACUAUGAAAUGAAAAUACACAAUGAAAAUCAAAUAGCAGACCCUUGAAAUUGUAACACAGUCACAGUAAACUUCAUUAUCAUUCUGAGAUAGUGCGGUGUUGAAUUUGGGGAAAUUGUGAAUUUUGAACAAAUGUUGAAAUGUUAGAUUUAUUGUCAAAAUAAAUGUUUUCAGAGGUAACAACUAUGGCAAAACAUGUAAUUUUUUAAUCUUCAAUAUAUAAGUACCCCAUGAACAAAAUAUUUAGUCCCAAAAUAUUAUGGAGAGAGAUUUUUUUGGGGACUAAAUAACAUGUUGAAAUUAUAUUUUACGUGUAUACAAGCAGCUUUUACAACUUUGGUUCUACAAAUUUGGUUUGUUCUGAGCAGUAAAAUAAAUGUUUUGAUCAUUUUAACCUCUGAAACCAUUGAUUUUUCACAAUAAAUUUUAGUUUUAAUAAUCAUUUCACCAACAUUUUGAUACAAAUUCCCAAUUUUCCAGCACUGGAAAGUUUGGGAUCUCUAAUAUUAUUCAAAAUGAGGUCAUAUGGAUUUGAACAUUUAGCCGAAACACAGGAGCCAGUGAUUGGUCCAGCAGACUUUUAAGAGGUUAAACUUCACUACCAAACAAAGACAUUUAACACUGAUGACACACAAUUGAUGUUCAUUGGGAUGGAUUACAAACCAAGCACAUUUCAAGAGCCUGCUGAUAUAUUUUUAUACAGAAAUGAAUGGAACGUAAUGGCGACCUUGAAUAGUGUGAAAAACACACCCAAAAUCCCACACUUCAGCAAACAUGUGAACACUGUCACCCAAAAUAUAAAGUAUACACUCAAACUUUCAAACAUGGUGGUCCUUUCAAAUUAUUUUUGUUUUACUUCCAAAUAAGUGGUUGAGAUAAUUUAGGUAAACUAUAUAAAAACUUUUUUAACAACUCAUGGCUAACCACAGAAUUGCCAUAAGGUAUGUCAACAUCGUCUCAUCGCCCUUAUCAGUAAAUGUGGCUGGCUCAGGUGUCAUCACAUGACGCACACGUGGAUCUUAAAUCACAGGAUACCAAGUAGGGGUUUGAAACACCAUAGGCCCUAUGAUACCUCGGUCAUGAUCCAAUGUUAUUGCGGUUUUAAAUGUUUUGCGAUAAGUAUUAUAUUAACAAAUCAUGAUAUAAAUAUAUAAUUUAACUUGCCCCUGAGUCUAUGAAUGUCAGACCAGAACCACUUGCAGCAUCUAGGUCAAAGGUCAUCGACCAGGAGUCAGUGGACAGCCAAUGAAAAAUCCUAUCUAUUUUCUUUGUUUAAUAAUUUAACCAAUUUUUUGCUUAACCUUGUCAUGAUGGGAAUUGAACCAGUGGAAUCUCACAUGCAGAGUGACAAACACAAAAUUGCCCAUAAAACCAGCUGGAUAUGGCAGGUAUUUCCCUCUUCUGUUGGUAAACCAAAUAGAUACUUUUCUGAUUAUAUAAUGUGCUCAUUGUCUUCCAUGUCCACUCUUAAAAGGUUGCUUUUUCAACAUUUGACGCAGUUAAUCCAAGUUUUUUAAUGGACAAAAGAAAGUAAACUUUUAUGUUACAAUAAACAUUUUGGCAAAAUAAAAUUCUUUAAUUUCGGUCAGUAGAAAAUUGGUCUUAAACUAAGUCUUAAAUCUACCUUAAGCUGUAGGAACCCUGGGUUACACCUGAGCCAGCUUCAUGACAACUGAGCAAACUCCAACCACGGAAAAAGUUCCGGAAAACUAGUAUUUGGACACUGAGUUUAGAUUUUGACAAGACCAAGAUCAUUAAAAGAACAGUUUUCAUAUAUCCAAAGCCGGCCGGGGACUACAACAGUGUGCAGAUGAUCAUUGACGAGUUGUUGAGAUCAGAUGGGUGUUCUGUUGUCAUUGUCUUUUUAGUUAUGUUUUUUCAGAUUCCUGCUGUUCUAAUGAUGUGUCUGCAAGAGGACUAUUUUUUUUUUAAUGCUGCUCAGCCUGUGAACGCGACGGUGCCCACAACAUGCCACUGAACCACAGUGCUCAGACCACAGCAGUACACAACAACCCUGAGCCAUCCUUUCUGUUCUUUUACGUUCUCAUCGUCAUGGUUUCAGCCAGACCUGGGUGAAAUUAUGUUGGAGAAAACUCACUCCUUGUCAUUAGCCUUCAUUGGAGUCACUUUGGACAGUAAAAGGAGUGCCUGGAAAAGUGGACAAACUGUGGACUGUGUUGGAGAGUUUGUGGAAAUAACAGCUGCAUUGUUACACGGCAGUAACCUCAAUCAUGUGGAACGGGAGGUUAAAACAAAUGUUAAGAGUCAAUUACAAUUGUUUUUGAGCCCAGGUCUGGUUUCUGCUGUUUUAACAUUACUCUGUACCUCCGUUUUGUAACGCUGAAGGUGCUGCUCAUGUGGAGAUGUAAAAGGGCUCUAGAGCCUGUUGAAGGUAAAAGGUGAAACCUGAUCUUGGAAAGGGAAGCGGUUUUAAUCGAUUGGUUUGACUUAACAGUUACAUUCUAAAGAUACAAACUGAUGAACGGCUACAAGUAUUCAGUGUUGUGAAAACAUGCUAAAUAAAGAUGACAGCUUUUUUCCAA